Molecule: messenger RNA, 2109 nt
Organism: Chlamydomonas reinhardtii
Lineage: Eukaryota; Viridiplantae; Chlorophyta; Chlorophyceae; Chlamydomonadales; Chlamydomonadaceae
Exons: 11
Coding region: 157-1728 (523 amino acids)
Biological process (GO): proteolysis
Molecular function (GO): serine-type carboxypeptidase activity
Source: RefSeq, a predicted model, not a curated record
CUCGAGCGCCUUCACAGCCCGCGAACGCGCAAUUGCAGAACACACGCGCCUUUCCACGAUUCGGAUAUCCACCAGGCGGAGUCAGAACUCAACUUGCUUGUAUCGGUUUCAAGCAUUACGUAUUAGUUGCAUGGCCGCACUGUAGGACAGCUGAAAAUGCGGAGCCUCGGCCUUUCGUUGACGCUGCUCGUAGCGGUGUUGCACUGCAUGCAUGCUGCCAGAACCAUUCCUAAGCACAGUAUCGACAUUGUAAGCAACACGCACACUCACAAAAGGCGAGGAGGCGACGAUGUGCCGGGCACCAUCAAGCCCACGUACGCGGGCUACCUGAAAGUCAGCCCGGACGGCUCAGCUAUCUAUUAUGCAUACUAUGAGGCACAGACUCAGGGGAAGUCGGAGGAUGCCGGGGAUGCGCCCAUCGUGCUCUGGCUGCAGGGCGGCCCGGGCUGCGCCUCCACGUUCGGGGGCUUCUACGAGCUGGGGCCGUGGUCGGUGCGCGAGGACCUGAGUGUGGAGCCCAACCCGGGCUCCUGGAACCGGCUGUUCGGGCUGCUACUGCUGGACCAGCCAGUGGGCACCGGCUACAGCCUGGCUGCCAACGGCAGUAGCAGCGUGCCGCCGGACGAGAUCGGCAUGGCCACACACCUGUACACGGCGCUGCAGGGCUUCUUCACCAGCCACAAGUCGCUGGCUGACCGCCCCUUCUUCAUCACCGGCGAGAGCUACGCGGGCAAGUAUGUGCCGUCCAUCGCGCACUACAUCCUGCAAGUCGGCGAGGAGGCGGGGCAGCACCAGCACCAGCAGGGGCAGCAGCAGCCGGGCUCCAAGGGCCCGCUGCUGAGCCGGCGCCGCAGCCUGCCGCUGGGGCAGAGCGCGCCCGUGUUCAAGCUGGCAGGCAUCGCCAUCGGCAACGGCCUGACAGACCCACGGGCCCAGACCCAGACGCUGGCCGCCGCCGCCUACUACAGCGGGCUGCUGCCGCCGGGGCUGAGGGACGUGGUGGCGGGCCGCGCAGCCGAGGUGGUGGGGCUCAUUGAUGCGCGGCAGUGGGCGGAGGCGCACGACGCCCGAGAGGCGCUGCGCGGCUUCAUCACCAACGCCACGGGUAUCGCCACCAUGUUUGACACGCGCCGCACGGAGAUGUACGACCCCAGCAGGGCCGUGGACCGACUGCUCAACCUACCCGAGGUGAAGGAGGCCAUGCGCGCGCGGCCCGACUCCAACUACACCUCCUGCUCGCAGCUGGUGGGGGGUGUGAUGGCGGCGGACACGAUGCAGUCGGUCAAGGCGCUGCUGCCCGACAUACUGCGGCGCCUGCCCGUGCUGCUCUACCAGGGUCAGUACGACAUUCUGGACGGCGUGGCCUCUGUCACCUCCUGGACGGAUGCGCUGGAGUGGGAGCACCAGGCGGAGCUGCAGACGGCGCAGGGCUCCCUCUGGUACCUGGCCUCAGACGACGACGACCACGAUGACGACAAGGGUGGCGACGGGCGCCGAGACCUGCAGGGCGCGGCUGCGGGCGGUGCGGCGGCGCGCUCGGCGGUCGGGAUCAGCCCCGACACACGCGGCCAGAAACCGGCUGCUGGCUGGCGCCGCUCCGCCGGCCCGCUGACGCACGUGGUGGUGUAUCGGGCCGGUCACAUGGUGCCGCACGACCAGCCGGCGGCGGCGCUGCAGAUGAUGGAGGGCUGGGUCAUGGCGGCGCUGGAGGGCGCAAAGUUUUCUUAGUGCUUGAUGGGUGGUGAGCAGGCGAUGGCGUCGGAGGUAGUUGGGAGGCUGGGGAGGGGGCGUGCGUGACUGUGUGAGCAAAGGAGCUAGGUAUCGUAUGGGCAGCUCACGUCUGGGGAAGCUAGGGCGGCAGGUUGUGAUAACGGUAGAAUGGGUUGAGGCGAAGUGAGCGGGAUUGCCAAAUGGGCCACUGUGUACCAAAUGCAGCGCUGCGGGGUACUGCCGGUCAAGCACGAUGUCGCGGCGGCGCUGUGUGCUGUUGGGCUCGUCGUGUGGCCGUGUGGGCACCGGGGGUCCGUGCAUGGGGAAGAAUCAGGCGACAUGGGCCAUGGGCCUCCCUUUGCAGUGCCAAACAAACAAUUUUUGUAAAGUUUCAACUUA